Pyrenophora tritici-repentis Pt-1C-BFP is the source of this 5490-nucleotide messenger RNA. NCBI's taxonomy places the organism in Eukaryota, Fungi, Ascomycota, Dothideomycetes, Pleosporales, Pleosporaceae. The record is from RefSeq and is a predicted model, not a curated record.
AUGACACACUUCUCUUGGACCCUCGUAAUCCGAUUGGUCAUUUUCGGCACACAGGUUUUUCGUCACAUAGGGACAGACUUUAGGAGAAGAUUGACCCACGGCAUUGCUGACAAGAGCUGGUACUAUUCAGGUGAUUUUCAUGCAACGCCCUUUAACACUGGUACUGUACUACAAAGUUUCGGAGAUUUCCAUCGAAGUGACUGGCAAACCAACGUCCAAAUGCCAGUCAUCAAAGGGAAACAAAUGGAGGAUUACGAGAUCUUGCUUAUUGCAGAUAUAAACAAAUACCAAUCCAGGUUCGUGCUUCGCUAUGCAACAUCAACCCUAUGCGACGCCCAGGCUCUAAAUAUAUCGAGCAACAUAGUGGUGGCUAUCAGGACUUUGGCCAAGUCAUCUGGAAAGACAAUCAAAGACAUUUCUCUCAUCAGUGAGAAGAAUUGGAAAGAUAUUGGGUCAUGGAAUGCUAUGAUCAAGCCAGCAAUCCAAGAUUGCGUGCAUCAUAUCGUUGAGAGGCAAGCAGCGCUCAGAGGUAAUGGAGUUGCCGUAGCCGCAAGCGAUGGAUCCCUUACAUACAAGGAACUGAACCACCUCGCGACAAUUCUAGGCGUCUACUUAAAUAAGCUCGGAUGUGAGCGUGGGACGUUUGUUCCACUUUGUCUAGAUAAAUCGCUUUGGGCUAUCGUUGCUAUGGUUGGUAUUCUCAAAUCAGGCGCAGCCUGCGUUCCCAUGGAUCCAACACAUCCAACCGAUCGCCUUGCUCAGAUUAUUCGAGAAACAAAAGCUAACGUUGUGAUUGUGUCAAACCGAUAUAAAUCAAGAUUUAGUGUCAGGAACUCAAUUGUGCUAGCAAUGCCCUUCUUCCAGGAAUUGGGGACACAAGGUCCAUACGCAACGGGUGAACAUGUAUCAGUCCAGCCGCACGACACCGCGUUUCUGAUGUUCACCUCGGGAAGCGUAGCGAAGCCGAAGGGCGUUAUUUUAGAGCAUGCCGCUAUCUACUCGAGCCUAGAGGAUCUUGUCGAAGUAAUGAAUAUCACUUCCAGCACACGGUCACUUCAAUUCGCCAGUUUCACAUUCAACGUCAGUCUCGCUGACAUUUUCGCGCCUAUGUUGCGUGGGGCUUGUGUCUGCAUUCCUUCAGAACAUCACAGACUCAACAAUCUACCAGAGUUUAUCCGACAUUUUAAUGUCUCAGACGCAUGGUUUACAUCGACUACGUUGGCUCAGCUGAGUCCUACAGAUGUGCCUGGUCUGAAACGCGUAACAAUUGGUGGUGAAAGUAUCACUCGCGACCAACUAGCUGUUUGGGCGCCAGAGACUGACUUGAAUAUCACUUAUGGUACCACUGAAACUGCUGCUUGGUGCCUUUUCCACCCCUCGCUCUCUCCAGAUUCUGAUCCUUAUAAUUUGGGAUACGCUGCUGGCGGAGCUGUCUGGAUAACUGACCCAUCCGACCCUGAAGAACUGGCGCCUGUUGGUUCGGUGGGCGAGGUAUUGAUCGAAGGCCCAGCGCUAGCCCGAGGGUAUUUGAAUGAUCCUGAAAAAACAGCAGAAUCGUUUUUAAACGCCCCAGAAUGGCUGAGGCGCCUUAGGCCAGGUGGGCAGCGACGAGUGUACCGAACGAGGGAUCUGGCCCGAUACAAUUCAAACGGAUCUAUCGAAUUUGUCGGGCGAGAAGCAACCCGGGCGAAGCUAAGAGGGCACAGGAUUGAGGUUGGGGAGGUGGAGAUGCACAUCAAGCAACUGUCUCGCUCCUUUAAAGAUGUAGUUGCUGAAGUGGUGGUUCCAGCAACGAGCCACAGUGGUGGGCUGGUGUCAAAUCCAAUCCUGGUGGUUUUUAUCUGGUCUGGAACCGGAGCAGCGCCGAAGGAGGCAUCUCAGGCUGCAUUUCCUAAUCUCUUUGCGCCAACAACAGAAGCAUUUCAAUCCGAUGCAGCCCACACACUGGCACGACUUCGCGACAUUUUACCUGGUUAUAUGGUACCUACGACAGCCAUACCACUUAACUUUAUUCCUUUGACGACUUCAGGAAAAACAAACAGGCGUCAGCUACGAGAGCAGGCUUCGGCACUAUCUCGAGAACAGCUGAAUGCUUUUCUCUCCCCAGAAUCCAUAGUGCGACCGCCGACAAAAAAAAGGGAAUUAGUAAUGCGUAAGCUAUGGGCAGAACUUCUUGGGAUUCCCGAACUGCACAUUGGAGUAGACAGCAAUUUCUUUGCUCUAGGAGGUGACUCAAUCGCAGCCAUGAAACUGGUCUCAAUGGCCCGAAAGCAGUCGUUAACAAUUUCUGUGAUGAAUAUCUUCGAAAAGCAACAUCUCUUCGAGAUAUCUGAGUCAGCAACGCCUAUCUCUGAAUUCCAUGGCGAAUCCGCAGAGCCAUUCAGUCUCCUGGGAAAUUUUGAGGACAAAGAGAAGAUAAUUCUGGAGGCUGCACAUCAAUGCGCAAUCCAAAUUGAUGCCAUAGAGGACAUGUAUCCGUGUACAGCCUUACAAGAGGGACUCAUGGCUUUAACUUUGAAAAAGCCAGGUGCUUAUAUGGUACAAGUGUCAUACGAGCUCCCCCCCGAUCUUGAUAUUGCCAAAUUUCAACGCGCCUGGAUAAGGACGGCAGCCAGACUCCCGAUAUUGAGGACAAGAAUCAUUCUCACAGAUUGUCACGAAAUGUUCCAGGCUGUGGUCCGGCAGAACCUAGAGUGUAACUCGGAGAAUGAUCUGGAUCGUUACCUGGAAGCGGAUGGCCAGAGGCCUAUGCAUCUUGGUAGUCCUCUUGUGCGGCUCGCUUUGGUGGAGACAGACUAUAACGAUGGGGCGCCGCCAGAGAAUAAAAACUUCAACAUGUUCAUGAAAUACGUUUACGAGAUGGAUAAAUCUGCAUGCGACAGAUUCUGGACAUCAAGUUUCACAGACCUGAAUGCGCAGAAUUUUCCAGAAGCAGCUACGAAAGGCUAUAUUGCUGCCCCGGACACAGUGAUUCAGCAUCGUAUACCGCUCAAAACCACGCAAAGAAGCAAUAUCACACUAUCUACCAUGCUAAGACUAGCUUGGGCAAUUGUCAUAGCAGAUCAAACUCAAUCGGACGAUGUUGUUUUCGGCACAACGGUAACUGGACGCCAAGGCGCCGUCGCUGACAUUGAGAAAAUCAUCGGUCCUACAAUCGCAACGGUGCCUCUCCGUAUAAAAUUGGACAUGCAGAAAACAGUGCAAGAUCUCUUGCAAGCUCUACAAGAAUACACUACUUCUAUGAUUCCAUUCGAGCAAAGAGGUCUGCAAAACAUAAGCAAACUGGGUCUUGAUUCUUCCGCGGCUUGCAGAUUUCAAAAUCUAUUAGUUAUCCAGCCGUCUCCGCAACAUAUGGACACUGAGAUCUUCAAGAGGGAAUGGAGUAACUCCGGUACAAGCGCGGGCUUCUAUGACUACCCAUUGACAUUGUCCUGCCAAAUUUACGACAAGCAAAUUGAAAUUCGUGCAAUCUUCGACGCCCACCUGUUGCCAGAAGCGCGCGCGCAGCGUAUUUUGGAACAGUUCUCCUAUAUCCUCCAAAACAUUCGUGAUAUGCCUCAAAAGCAGCUCAAAGAAUUGGACCUGAUAUGUCCCCAAGAAGAACUCCAGCUGAUGUUAUGGAAUGGAAGCUUGCCAGAUAAAGUGGAUUGUUGUGCUCACGAUCUCAUUCUUGAAAAUUGCCGUACUAAUCCGACUGCUGAGGCUGUUUGCUCAUGGGAUGGUACUUUCACAUAUCAAGAAUUAGACGAGCUCUCUUCUGCUGUGGCAGCACAUCUAGUUACCCAAGGCCUUCAGCCCGAGACUUUCGUUUGUCUGUGCUUCAAUAAGUCCAAAUGGACCACAGUUGGGAUACUCGCAGUUAUGAAAGCUGGAGGAGCUUUUGUAUUACUGGAACCGUCAUUCCCGCUUCGAAGAUUAGAGCAAAUUUGUAGUAACACUGGGUCGAGAAUCAUCCUAUCAUCGGCUGAACAUGCGUUGUUGAGCGCAAGUUUGGCACCUACAGUCAUCGUCCUUGAUGACGGCACAGAACAGUGGAACAAACCUUACAACACAUUUGAAGGACCUCGAAUCAACCCUAAAAAUGCUCUUUAUGCUAUCUAUACUUCAGGGUCAACAGGAAAACCAAAAGGAGUCGUUAUUGAGCAUGCGUCAUUCUGUACAGCAGCGAAAGCGCAGCUUAAAGCGUGGGGGAUGGAUCAGCAAUCCAGAGUCAUCCAAUUCUCAUCAUAUGCCUUUGAUGCAAGCGUUAUGGAGCAUCUGAGCACCCUAGUUGCUGGUGGCUGUGUUUGCGUCAUAUCCGAGAUGGAUCGUAGGGACAACUUGGGAGAGGCAUCAAGUCAAUUACGAGCAAACUGGGCAUGUUUUACUCCAUUCUUUGCAAGACACCUGAUACCAGAACAUUUUCCAACGCUCAGGACAAUAUUACUGGCUGGGGAAACAGUUUCAGAGGCUGAAAUAGAGCUGUGGGCGGAUUACGUACAGUUGAAGCAGACAUACGGUCCAGCUGAAUGUUCACUCGCCGCUGUAAACCAACCGCAAAUCAACACCAAAUCCGAUCCUCGCAACGUUGGAUACCCCGGGGGGUGUUCUUGUUGGGUGGUUGAUCAGGAAGAUCAUCAAAAACUCGUUCCAAUUAUGUGCGUCGGCGAGCUUGUGAUUGAGGGCCCAAUAGUCGGACGAGGAUACCUUGGAGAGGAAGAACAAACCAGAGCAGCAUUUAUCCAGCCUCCUAAUUGGAUCAAAAGAUUUCGACAACGAAAUCCCACUGGUCCAUUCUACAAAACUGGAGACUUGGUUCAGUUUCAGUAUGAUGGGACAGUGAGGUACAUUGGACGGAAAGAUACGCAGGUGAAACUUCACGGUCAACGCAUUGAACUGGGAGAAGUUGAAUAUCAUGCGGCACAGUAUUUAGGAAAAGCAGAAGUUGUUGCGGAAAUUGUAAAAUUCCGGAAUACGGCUAGAUCUGCCCUGGCUGUUUUCGUGAAGUACGCAGACAAGGCACAAGAGAGGGUCACAGAUCUCCCAAGUCUCGAAUUUAUUGUGAGCAUGACCGAGGACAUGCGAUCGCAGUCAAUUGAUCUUGUGAUUGGACUCCGCAACUCAUUGCCUAAGUACAUGAUCCCGAAAUUUGUUUUCCCUAUCGCUCACGUCCCAUUGACAGCAACUGGCAAGAUAGACCGAAAACGAUUACGAGAGCAAGUGUCUCUGCUACCCGAAGACAUAGCCAGCAACUAUACAAUGUCAACCAGCAAGAAACAAAAACCAUUGACCUUUAUGGAGAGAAACAUCAUGAAUCUUUUUUCACAGGUUCUGAAAAUAGACAUGGAUUGCAUAGGUGUAGACGAAAGCUUCUUGGAUUUGGGGGGAGAUUCAAUCCUUGCACUGGCCCUUGUUGAAGAAGCUCGCAAGAAGAAUUGGACCUUUACCGUGUCCCAGGUCCUCACCGAUGAUAUUUCAACCCUGGCAGCAGCAGAAGAUCUUUUGCUUUAA